AUGGUCAAGGCCAUCCAGGUGCUCAGGAUCCACCUUCUGGAGCUCGAGAAGGUGAACGAGCUCUGUAAGGACUUCUGCAACCGCUACAUCACCUGCCUGAAGACCAAGAUGCACAGCGACAACCUGCUGCGCAACGACCUGGGAGGACCCUACUCCCCCUCCCACACCUCCUUCAGCCUGCAGCAGGAGCUGCUUCAGACCUCCUCCCCCUCGCUGACCUCCGUCUCAGGCUCCGCCCCCUCGGGCAUCGUGGUCCCAGCAGGGGGGCUGCAGCAGGGCAACGUCACCAUGACGACCAUCAACUCCCAGGUGGUGUCAGGUGAGCUCACACACACGCACACACACCCACACACGCACACACACACACGCACACACGCACACACACACGCAUGGGCACACCACUUAAACUAAUGUUAU
Osmerus eperlanus (European smelt) is the source of this 417-nucleotide messenger RNA. Its product is annotated as homeobox protein PKNOX2-like. The transcript has 2 exons. The annotation marks the transcript as partial. NCBI's taxonomy places the organism in Eukaryota, Metazoa, Chordata, Actinopteri, Osmeriformes, Osmeridae. The record is from RefSeq and is a predicted model, not a curated record.